UAUGCUGACGUUUCUGGGAGACUGAGCUCUUCUCUUCCCACCCUUUUCUAUCCGGAUAGGGAGAUAAAGCAACAAAGAAAAUAGUUAGAAGGUCCGACUCUGAGUCUGAGGGAGACAGAGAGUGAAAAGAAAUGGGUGUUCUUCACUGCAUCUCUUCUUGCGUGGUUCUUCCUUGCAAGCCCAGAAAAUUUUCCAUCACUACUUCUUCUCUUAUCCAGGCAAAUCCAGCACCUUUCAGGUCCCUCAGCUUCUCCACAAAUCUCUCAAAGAAUGCCUUCUGUAAAGGGAGUUUUACAGUGAAGCCUAUCGAGAGGCAAACCCGUAGGUCUGUUGUUUGCGAAGCAUCUCCGAAGAAAAAAGCUGAUUCCGCUGCGAAGAGAGCUCGCCAAGCUGAGAAAAGGCGCAUCUAUAACAAAGCACGGAAAUCCGAGGUUAAGACUCGGAUGAAGAAGGUUUUGGAAGCACUAGAUGUGCUUAGGAAGAAAGCUGAUGCUCAAACUGAGGAAAUUCUUCCAAUUGAAAAGUUGAUAGCUGAAGCUUACUCAGUCAUUGAUAAGGCAGUCAAGGUGGGAACACUGCACAGAAACACUGGAGCCCGCAGGAAAUCUCGGCUUGCCAGAAGAAAGAAGGCUGUGGAGAUCCACCAUGGGUGGUAUACCCCUCCUGCUGUAACUGCCUAACCAAACCUGGCGAUUGGUAUCUUGCCAGGUGAGAGUAGCAUGGUUAAAAGAAAGCAAUUGUUUCUUUUUUCCUUUUAUGCUGAGGAGACACCUAUUUCAUUUUUGUUAGUGCACUGUAUCUCUUUAUUCCAUUCAGAAAAUGAUAUAUUGUUUCUUUUGUCUCUUAAUUAUUA
This is a messenger RNA of Nelumbo nucifera (sacred lotus), 853 nucleotides long. It is a transcript of the gene PRPS20, whose product is annotated as chloroplast 30S ribosomal protein S20. Gene Ontology annotation, biological process: translation. Gene Ontology annotation, molecular function: structural constituent of ribosome; small ribosomal subunit rRNA binding. Lineage: Eukaryota; Viridiplantae; Streptophyta; Magnoliopsida; Proteales; Nelumbonaceae. The record is from RefSeq and is a predicted model, not a curated record. Gene Ontology annotation, cellular component: ribosome; small ribosomal subunit.